AGGUUUUUUCUUGGUUCUUGAGGGGCCAUUUUGCUAUUCCGCAAAAAGUUAGAUCGGAACAGUCUCUACGCCGAAGUAGUUGGUCGUUGUUAGGGUUUAGUUUAGCGCCGUGCACAGAAACUGACCCACGAAAGAUGGAGGAGGAAGAUGAAAGGAGAGAAGCAGCAAUAGCAUCAGCCCCUUCUUUGCAGCCCAAUUUCAGACCAGUCGGCGUCACCCAAUCCCAGCUCACCAAAUUCCAAGAACUGCAUAGGAGGCGUUUACAUAUAAAAGCAGGAUCAAAACAUAAGAAGAGAUCGAAAGGAAUAUCUGACGAGUCUGGCAAAUCUCAUAGGAAACACCUCGAUGGCAAAGAAUUCACAGAUGAAAAUUCAAGUAAAACAAUUGACGAUUCUAGUGUUUCCAUCUCAAAAGGGAACAACAUUGGAGAUAUCUCCUCCCUGCAGCAGGACAAUGUUGCAGUGCAGGUUGCACCAAAGAAGCGCCAAAAGUUACAUUGGGGGCUUGACACAAAGGAAAGGUGGGAAAGAAAGGCGAACAUGUAGUGAUAACACCAUGUAAGCGGGAAUGCAGCUUUUCUGGGUGGGUUGUUUGCGUAAGCAAUCCCAAAUUAGUAUCUCGAGCUUAUAAAAUAUGGGUGAGCCAGACUCAGCUUCUACUAUUGCGUGGAAAAUUUUAUUUGUAUCCCAUUACCCAUAGAAAAUCAAUGUUUGUAGCACACACCCUGUACAGAAGCCCCCAGUUAGCCGUUGUAUGUUUUGGUUCAGUGGAUUAUGAAAAAACGAAAGGCAAUUAUGUAGCUCUAAAGAGAGUUUGUGGUGUAAAUGUUAAGUGAUACUAUAUUAUUUAAUUUUAUCUUUUUUCAUAGGUUUUUGUUGUGAU
Cornus florida is the source of this 882-nucleotide messenger RNA. RefSeq lists its product as uncharacterized. The transcript has 4 exons. The coding region runs from base 135 to 545 and encodes 136 amino acids. The record is from RefSeq and is a predicted model, not a curated record. NCBI's taxonomy places the organism in Eukaryota, Viridiplantae, Streptophyta, Magnoliopsida, Cornales, Cornaceae.